Messenger RNA from Xiphophorus maculatus (southern platyfish), 5402 nucleotides. Its product is annotated as inactive phospholipase C-like protein 2. Gene Ontology annotation, biological process: lipid metabolic process; intracellular signal transduction. Gene Ontology annotation, molecular function: phosphatidylinositol-4,5-bisphosphate phospholipase C activity. NCBI's taxonomy places the organism in Eukaryota, Metazoa, Chordata, Actinopteri, Cyprinodontiformes, Poeciliidae. Bases 430 to 3759 code for a protein of 1109 amino acids. The transcript is spliced from 7 exons. The record is from RefSeq and is a predicted model, not a curated record.
CGGAGACAGGUUUGUAUUAUUUGGUUCGUCAACCAAUAGAUGAAGCUGCCGGUUGGACUUCAGGCAAACUAACUUCCCUGAGCUAGCGAGUGAGUGAGCGAGCUUUGUUAGCCUGCUAACUAGCUGAGCUGACAGAAAACAAACGGCAGUCUGCUCCUUAGGCUGCUGGAGCAACAACUUCAGCUGAAACACGGGCUGUGACCAUGGAGAGACCGAGCAGCUCUAAAGACGGAGCUCAGUGCGCGGAGGAAGCCUCUCAUUCCGUAGGAACCUGGCGGAUAUGAGCACCGAGAAAUGAGACGGCACAUGUUACACCGAGGCAAUAAUUACAAUAACAGUGGUAAUAACAAUAAAAUACUGGGAGGGAUAUCAGAGUGAAGCCGAAACCUUUGUUUUUGAGUGCUGUGAGAGUGUGAGAUCGAAGUGCCUAUGGCGGAGUUAGAGGAGGACGGAAGGCUCCCUCCGGCUCAUUUCGGGCACACCGCCGUGCCCAGCGACGAGGCUGCGGGGAAGACGCAUUGCGAAGUGUCGGUUCUGAAUGGAGACUGUGGGAUUUCGGAGAAUAUGAUGUGCCCAGGCUCCCCGCUCACACCUGGCAGCCAAACCGGAGUAGAAGCCGCCAACACCUCCGUGGGGCCGGAUGCCAAAUCUGACAUACCUCGCCGGAGCAGCAUUAUUAAGGAUGGAAGACAACGAAAAGAAAGAAAGAAGACCGUCUCAUUCAGCAGCAUGCCCACUGAAAAGAAGAUCAGCAGAGUCAGCGACUGCAUCAAUGCCAUGGUGGAUGGCUCUGAGCUGAAAAAAGUGCGAUCCAAUUCACGUGUUUACCACCGCUACUUUCUUCUUGACGCCGACAUGCAAUCAUUGAGGUGGGAGCCAACGAAGAAGGAGUCUGAAAAGGCAAAAAUAGACGUGAAGUCCAUCAAAGAGGUCCGGACAGGCAAGAAUACAGACACUUUUAGAACUAAUGGCACCUAUGACCAGAUAUCAGAGGAUUGUGCUUUUUCAAUCAUCUUUGGGGAGAAUUACGAGUCCCUGGACUUGGUGGCGAACACAGCAGAUGUAGCCAACAUAUGGGUGACUGGUCUGAGGUACCUGAUCUCUUAUGGGAAGCAUACCUUGAACAUGAUCGAGAGCAGCCAGAACAACUUGCGCUCAUCUUGGUUAAGCGACCUCUUUGAUGAAGAUGACGUUAACCACAACAAACAGAUAGCAAUAUAUGCUGCCGUGCAACUAAUAAAGAAACUAAACCCGGGACUUAAAAAUGUGAAAAUAGAACUAAAGUUCAAGGAGCUCCACAAAGCUCAAGAUAAAAGUGGGUCUGAUGUGACAAAAGAAGAGUUUGCUGAAGUUUUUCAUGACCUUUGCACAAGACCAGAGAUUUAUUUUCUUUUUGUUCAGUUUUCCAGUAAUAAGGAGUUUCUUGAUACUAAGGACUUAAUGAUAUUUCUGGAAGCAGAGCAGGGAAUGGCUCAGGUCAGUGAAGACACCAGCUUAAAUGUCAUUCACAAGUAUGAACCAUCCAAAGAGGGCCGGUUAAAGGGAUGGCUCUCUCUUGAUGGGUUCUCUAACUAUCUUAUGUCUGCAGAGUGCCACAUAUUUGACCCUGAGCACAAGUCUGUUUGCCAAGACAUGAACCAGCCUCUGUCCCACUACUACAUCAAUGCAUCCCACAACACGUAUCUGAUAGAGGAUCAAUUCAGAGGUCCUUCAGAUGUGACGGGGUACAUCCGUGCUCUGAAGAUGGGUUGUCGCUGUGUGGAGCUGGACGUGUGGGACGGGUCUGAUAACGAGCCCGUUAUCUAUACUGGUCACACAAUGACUUCACAGAUUGUUUUCCGCAGCGUCAUAGAUGUCAUCAAUAAGUAUGCCUUUGUUGCCUCUGAGUUUCCUCUGAUUCUGUGUUUGGAAAACCAUUGUUCUGUAAAGCAGCAGAAAGUCAUGUUUCAGCAUCUGAAGAAGAUCCUUGGAGACAGGAUCCACGUAGAUUCUCCAAAACUCGAGGACUGUUACCUCCCAUCUCCAUCUGAACUGAAGGGAAAGAUCCUGCUGAAGGGCAAGAAGUUGGAUACAAACUGUACUGCUUCAGAAGGAGAAGUGACGGACGAGGACGAGGGGGCAGAGAUGUCUCAGAGGAUGAGCAUCGAGUCCACAGAGCAGCAGACUAAUGCACCCAAAAAGAUCCCGCUGCUUAAGGACCUCUCUGAUCUGGUGACGCUGUGUAAAUCUGUGGAGUUCAAAGACUUUCCAACAUCUUUCCAGAAGCAGAAACCCUGGGAGCUCUGCUCUUUCAAUGAGGUGUUUGCCACUCGCUGUGCGUGUGAUUUCCCUGGGGACUUUGUCAACUAUAAUAAGAAGUUUCUUGCAAGAGUUUACCCGAGCCCAAUGCGGAUCGACUCUAGCAACAUGAAUCCACAAGAUUUCUGGAAGUGCGGCUGCCAGAUUGUAGCCAUGAACUACCAGACUCCUGGGCUAAUGAUGGAUUUGAACAUCGGUUGGUUCCGUCAGAAUGGUAACAGUGGCUAUGUUCUCCGACCGGCCAUCAUGAGGGAGCAGGUCUCAUAUUUCAGUGCCAACACAAAAGAUUCAGUGCCUGGGGUUUCUCCACAGCUCUUGCACAUCAAGAUAAUCAGCGGACAAAAUUUCCCCAAACCCAAAGGCUCCGGUGCUAAAGGAGACGUGGUGGACCCAUACGUGUACGUGGAAAUACACGGCAUUCCUGCAGACUGUGCAGAACAGAGGACUAAAACAGUCCACCAAAAUGGGGACAACCCGCUGUUUGAUGAGAGCUUUGAGUUUCAGAUAAACCUUCCUGAGCUCGCAAUGGUGCGCUUUGUGGUUCUAGACGAUGAUUAUAUUGGAGACGAGUUUAUUGGCCAGUAUACGAUCCCCUUUGAGUGUCUCCAGCCUGGUUUCCGCCACGUACCGCUACAGUCUCUGACAGGAGAGUUGCUGCCUCAUACUUUGCUUUUUGUCCAUGUUGCCAUAACCAAUCGAAGAGGUGGAGGAAAGCCACACAAAAGGGGAUUGUCAGUAAGGAAAGGCAAGAAAAGCAGAGAGUACGCUAAUAUGAGAGUGCUGCAGAUCAAGGCUGCCGAUGAGGUCUUUAAAACAGCCCUGCUGCCACUCAGAGAGGCCACUGACCUCCGAGAAAACAUGCAGAAUGCCAUAGUGUCCUUUAAGGAGCUCUGCGGCCUUUCAGCCGUGGCCAACCUGAAGCAGUGCAUCUUGGCCCUUUCCCCUCGGCUGACAGGACCCGACAACAUCCCGCUCCUGGUGUUUAACCUCUCUGACCCGUACCCUAACCUGGAGCUCCAAGGCCUGCUCCCAGAGGUCCUGAAAAAGGUCGUCAUCAGCUACGAUAUGAUGAUCCAGACCAGCAAGACCCUGCUGGAGAGCUCUGACGGCGUGUAUGAGAGGAUUUUGCAAACUCAGAAAGCAGCGAUGGAAUUUCAUGAAAACCUGCAUGAUCUGGCUGUGAAGGAAGGGCUGAAGGGCAGGAAGCUGCACAAGGCGGUGGAAAGCUUCACAUGGAACAUCACCAUACUGAAGGGUCAAGCCGACUUACUAAAACAUGCCAGAAGUGAAGUCCAGGAAAACCUCAAGCAGAUCCACUACUCAGCGCUCACCUGCAACCUGAGCAAAGGAGGAACAGCGGGCGGCUCCUCCGGCUCCACGGACUCCAAGAGCCGACGCAGCUUGGAGGCCAUUCCUGAAAAAGCCACGGGGGAGGAGGAGCUGACGGAUGAGGAAAACUGAAGACUUCCUGUCGUUCUCCUUCAGCCACAUCUACUCUCUUCUUUCUGCAUCUCCAAACCUGGAGUUCCUCUGUCCAUCUUCACCCAGGUGCUGUCACUCUUCACCCUCCAUCAUGGACAUUCCUCAACCUAAAGCACAGUUAAAACUCCUUAGACCAAUAAAAUCAUACGGAUCAUGUCUUUGUUUCAAACAAGAUAUUUAGAAAACACAGGAAAAUGUUUUGCUACCCUUCAACUUUCCUAGACAUCCAAGUGAAACUAUCUGCUUCAUGAUUUUCCUGUUUCCUCUCCUGGAUGAGUCAGGAGUGAACCAGCGGCCCUCAGACUGUUCCAGACUUUAAACACAAGCACUUCUACUUAGCGGACCAGAGGACACAAAGAAGGUCUUGGAUUGUUGCAAGGAUUUUUUUUUAAAAGCACAAUUUUCCUGAGCUGUGAAUGUAACUGGGACUGAAGAGUGGGAACAAAAAUGUUCAGAAUGAGAGUAAAGAGCUGUUUACAAUUCUGGACUUGUUCAUGUUCUCGUUUGCCAAAACAGUAGUAAACUAUGUGCAUAUACAGAGUUUCCUGUCAGCUUUUUUUCUGCAGAGUGCAUCAUUUUAUUAUUGUAUACUUGGAAAUAUGAGAGUUAUUUUAUAAAAGUUAUACGAACACAAGUGUGGAGAAAAAGUUUUGUUUGUGGACAAAACUUCCAACAUGAGGAGGCAGAAGGACGUAAGAGACAGAGAGAGAAUGUAUCCAUGUUGUUGUCCAGUCUCUCUACUCUGAACCAGCAGCUGCAUGAAAGGAUGUUGACACGUUUUUGUUCGUUCUUUGUUUAGAUGUGCUUCUAUUUCAGGGCAAGUUUUUACCAAAGUUCACUUUAUGUUGGAGCUCAAAGUUUAUUUUAAACCCAAAACUAAACCAGUUCAACUUAUUUAGAAAGAUGUAAACACGACAAAUCAAUUGUUGCUGGUAGUAAUCUGCAGAUAGCCACGGUUUAUUAGCCUUAUUUAGAUUUUGAGAACAUUUUACAGAAAAACGGUUUGUUGGAUGAAUGGACGACACGCUUUGAAGGAAACAACCUUAUUAACCUAAUGUUUAAUUAUACAGAUUAUUAACUGAAAGCAUUCUGCACAUUACUUUCUGUAUCUAUGGUAGUGGCCAUAUACUUUAAGUGAACACAAUUUUAUUUAACAAACCUGCUAACAGUGUUAGAAUGGCCUUUUAUUGGGAUAUUAAUAUCCUUUUUUAAAUUAUGGUUAAACAAUAUGUAGUGAAUAUUGUUUCAUAAACAUUUAUAUUUUUGGAAACAGAACAGUACAAAAUGAUGGCGUUUUUAAAGAAGGUCUUUUUUGUAGAUUUUAUUUUUUAAAUAGGGAUUGUGAGAAGUACUAAUUAGUGAUCAGUAUCUUACUGCAGUAAAACUUAUUUAUGCCCUUAAGCCCUCAAAUUUAAACCUCAAUCGGUGAUUUUAAUCAUUAGCUAAAGUUUUUACUGCAUCGUCUCAUUCUUGCAUAAGACGGUUGUCAAAGUGUUUUUCUUAAAUUAUUUUGCUAUUCUCUCAGAAAAAACAAACAAAAUGCCUCUGAAUUAUUAUGCAUGAGGAUGAUUCACAGUAUUUUCUGGAACAUUCUUUACACUUAAUAAAGGUUAGACAAACCA